Choloepus didactylus (southern two-toed sloth) is the source of this 945-nucleotide messenger RNA. Its product is annotated as olfactory receptor-like protein DTMT. The record is from RefSeq and is a predicted model, not a curated record. The transcript is spliced from 2 exons. Gene Ontology annotation, biological process: G protein-coupled receptor signaling pathway. NCBI's taxonomy places the organism in Eukaryota, Metazoa, Chordata, Mammalia, Pilosa, Megalonychidae. Bases 1 to 945 code for a protein of 314 amino acids. Gene Ontology annotation, cellular component: membrane. Gene Ontology annotation, molecular function: olfactory receptor activity; G protein-coupled receptor activity.
AUGUGGAAAGAAAAUCAAACAUUUAUCUCUGAGUUCCUCCUUCUGGGCCUGCCUGUUGAAUCAAAGCAGCAGAACCUGUUCUAUGCCAUGUUCCUAGUCAUGUAUCUUACCACCAUCCUGGGGAACCUCCUCAUCAUUGCCCUUAUUCGACUGGACUCCCACCUCCACACACCGAUGUAUUUGUUUCUCAGCAAUUUGUCCUUCUCUGACCUCUGCUUCUCCUCUGUGACCAUGCCCAAAUUGCUACAGAACAUGCAGAGCCAAGUCCCAUCCAUUCCCUACUCAGGCUGCCUGGCCCAAAUGUACUUCUUCCUGUUUUUUGCAGACCUGGAGAGCUUCCUCCUUGUGGCCAUGGCCUAUGACCGGUAUGUGGCCAUCUGUUUCCCCCUGCACUACACCACCAUCUUGAGCCCCAAGCUAUGCCUCCUCCUGGUGGUGCUGUCCUGGGUGCUGACCACGUUCCAUGCCUUGUUGCACACCUUGCUUAUGGCCCGGCUGUGGUUUUGUGCUGACAACAUGAUUCCCCACUUUUUCUGUGAUAUGUCUGCUCUGCUGAAGCUGGUCUGCUCUGACACUCGAGUUAAUGAGUUGGUGAUAUUUAUCAUGGGGGGAAUUAUUCUCGUCAUCCCAUUCCUCCUCAUCAUCAUGUCCUAUGCACGAAUUGUCUCUUCCAUCCUCAAAGUUCCUUCUGCUAGGGGUAUUCACAGGGCUUUCUCCACUUGUGGUUCCCACCUCUCCGUGGUGUCACUGUUCUAUGGGACAGUAAUUGGUCUUUAUUUAUGCCCAUCAGCGAAUAAUUCUACUGUUAAGGAGACUGUCAUGGCUAUGAUGUACACGGUGGUGACCCCCAUGCUAAACCCCUUCAUCUACAGCCUGAGGAACAGAGACAUGAAGGGAGCCUUUGGAAGAGUCUUUCAUAAAAGGAAAAUCAUCUUCUCUCUGUGA